Messenger RNA from Mercenaria mercenaria, 3490 nucleotides. RefSeq lists its product as uncharacterized. NCBI's taxonomy places the organism in Eukaryota, Metazoa, Mollusca, Bivalvia, Venerida, Veneridae. The record is from RefSeq and is a predicted model, not a curated record. The transcript is spliced from 11 exons. Bases 373 to 2715 code for a protein of 780 amino acids. Gene Ontology annotation, molecular function: zinc ion binding.
CUUUCAUUUCGCAAUCUUUCUAAAAUUGUUUUUCACUUUGUUGUGCAACAAUUUGGUCUAUUUUUGUCCAAGAUAAGCUGCCGUAUAUAUAUAUAUAGGUUGUGCAAAACUUUUCUAUUGAGGUGAAGGGAACUUUACCGCUUGCUUGUGCAGUUAGUUAGUGCAUAGCCUACAGUGGCCUAGGCUAGCUGCAGUGCACAGUUGGCCGUUUUUGAUUAACUUGUAAGGCAACAAGUGGCUGCAACGCUAAGUCUUUCAAGUUUAGACUCAUCGAACUUAAAAGUGAAUAACAACUGCUUUGAAAAUAAGUCGUCUGACUGUCGAAAGCUGUCGCGUGGUAGAUUAUCUGCAUCAAAAAGUUUGAACAGUGUUAUGCUAAAACGCCCCUGUCAUUUUUUUAAUACAACAGGAAAGUGUCGUUUUGGUAAACAUUGUAAAUUUCUUCACGAUAUAGAUAUUCUUCAAGAGAAAACAGCUUCUGAAAGCUAUAGAGAUGAAGCAGUGAAUAAGGAAAAGUGUGUCGUUGAGGAAGGUAGCCUAGGUACGGUCAAUUUUGAACAAGAUAAACAGCACAGCAGCAAUGGAGAAUUGAAAAAAGAAGAAAAACCAGACUCUGAUAUUUGCAGAUUUUAUGCUAAAACUCGCUUCUGUCGCUAUGGCAGUAGAUGUAGGUACAGGCAUGUGUUACCAAGUAAGCAGACAAGCAAAUUGAAAGAACAUUCGAAAGAUGAAAUAAAAGAAAGACAUGAGGAUACCCAUCAAGAUGAACAAGAUCAAGUGCAAAAUGAAGAGAAUGUAGAGACACAGGUAGAGCCGUCAAAAAAAACUGAGACCAGAAAGAAACUCUGCAAAUUUUUUAGCCGUGGAUAUUGUAGAUUCGGUAAGAGAUGCACAUAUUAUCACCCAAACAAACCAGAAAAGAAAGCUAAUUCUGAAGAAGAUCCCUCCUCGUUGUCGGGUGUAACAGAGAAACCUGUACAAGAAAAAGUUGAACGGGCACCAGCAGAAAGCGGUUGGAGACAAAUCAGUAGGCCACCAAGGAUAAUUAAUGUUUUCAAGAGAGAAGAUUUAAGCCAAGAAAAGCAAGCAGAACUGAGAGAAACUGAGAUAAAGCAACUAAAACGUCGAUUUCCAGCAGAUAAAUUGCAAGUUGUCACUGAGACUGAAGAAAGCGCACGUUUUAUCUUCACCUUCUUCCCUACAGAUCCUGAUUGGCCUUUUGAUGUGAAAUCAUUUGACAUUCAAGUUGAGUUCGGCCAAGAUUACCCAUUGAAGCUGUUUACAGUGAGUGUUCCAUUAGACCAGGACCUGCCUGCUACAGUACAGAGAUACAUUGAGGUGUCUCUGCAAGAAUGGGUGCAGAAGAAGGAGGAAGAGCAGGAGAAGAAAAAUAUUGUGGAGCUGCUGUUCCGCCCCUUUUUGAGGUGGAUGGAUAGAAAUAUGGAGACAGUUGUAACUGAAGGACUUAAACAGCUACGCAGAGAGUUGACAGCUAAAGCGGCUGGUUUGCAGUUUAUCCCAGCCAGGGAACUUCAGAAGGACACAGAUCAUCAAGCUUCUAGUGAAUCAGAAGAUACAUGUACAUCUGAGAUGGUUUCUGAAAAAGAUUCUCGACGACCUGUUGCAUACCGUAAGACUGAUUAUGUGGAAGAGGUUUAUGAAGCUCCAACACACUCGAGUGAUGGAAGUGCAGAUGAUGACAGUGAUGAUGAUGAUGAUGAUGAUGAAGGUAGUGAUGAUGGCCAUGAGGAGGUAGGGGAUCAUGAUAAAGUGCAUCAACGACCGCUGAUCGAUCCCGACACAGAGCGUCAAGGAACAGAGAUGUCCUUCAGAAACAUGCAGAUCUGGUACUGUACAACCAUAAUGUUGGAAAAACUACGUCUCACAGUUCAGUGUGAACGCUGUAAGAAUAAAACCGACUUCGUUACUCCACCAAAUCGUGUCAAUUCUGUGGCAUGCAGCAAAUGUAACAACACUCAGCUUGUUGUAUUUAGACCUGUCCUUACACAUGCAUACUCGAGCACAUUUGGCUAUUUGGAUUUGGAUGGCUGUGCAGCCUUUGAUGUAAUUCUGCAAGACUGUCACUUCUCCUUGGGCUGUGUGAUGUGCUCCAGGGAUAUACUCGUCAAGUCAUUCACAGCAGGACGUGUGAUGGAGGUGUGGUGUCGCGGAUGUCAUUCAAAGAUGAAAUUUGCUGCAGAUUCUGUUAAAUUAGCAGUACUUACAACUGAUGGAAUAGACAAAGCUAAAUUUUCUGGGAAGAUUCACACUGUUGGUGUAAAGAAGAAUCAGCGAGUUCUCAAAGAUCCAGCUAUACAGGAAGGAAACCCUCUACCAAAUAAUGGAGCAUGUAAACAUUACAAGAAAAGCUUUAGAUGGCUCAGAUUUCCUUGCUGUGGAAAGACAUACCCAUGUGAUAUCUGCCAUGAUGAUAAAGAAGAUCACGAGAUGAAGUUUGCCAACAGGAUGAUCUGUGGUUUCUGCUGUAAAGAACAGCCUUUUGCUGCUGAGAGACCAUGCACAAGCUGUAGCAGCGCUUUAACCAAAGUACGAAGCUCACAUUGGGAAGGUGGACGUGGAUGUAGGGAUAAAAUCGCUAUGAGCAGAUCAGAUGAGAGGAAAUACGCUAACAUGAACAAGACGCUGUCGAAUAAAGCAAAGGCAGCACAGGAGAAAAACAAGGGCAAGAAGAACACAAAACUGAGACAUACAUAGAAACUUACAUUAACAGCCAUCUGUUAUAUAAUCAUUUUAAUCAGAUAUAUUGUACAUAAAAAUAUUGAUAUUGACAACAUUAAACAAAAAAAAUGUAUAUGGCAACAUAUAUUUUGAUAGAAAAACAUACAGAAAAAACAUUUAUAUUGACAGUAUAUGUAAAUAGAUAGAAAAACGUACAUGGAAACAUUUAUAUUGACAGCAUAUGUAAAAACACACAGAAACAUAUAUUUUGAUAGAAAACUGUACAUGGAAACAUAUAUUUUGACAGUAUAUUUAAAAACAUACACAGAACCAUAUAUUUUGAUAGAAAACUGUACGUGGAAACACCUUAUAUGGAACGAAAAACAUGCAUGGAACGCAUAUUUAGAGUAUAUGUAUAUUGUCACAAUUUGUCAGUUUAUUUAUUAAUAAAAACAAAAAAACAUUGAUUAAAAAAUGUAAAUACAUAGAUCAAAUAUACUUGGAAAUGUUUAUAUUGAUGAUAUGCUUUAGUAGCUAUUUGGAUAUAAUUUGUUGAAAUUAAGCUAAAAAAUAUUUUUUAACUGUCAGAUGCAAAAUAUUUAUAAUUUUCAUUUCAUUAAUACAGAAGUUGUCAGAAUCAGAGCUUUUAAUUUUGAGAAGAGUCGAGUGAACAGCGAUUAACUUUGAAUGACAAAUCAACUGAAGAAUUGUUAUAUUUGAUUUUUCACUUUUUUAUAUGCCUGUUUACAAGCAGUAGUGUAUUAGCUAAUAGCUACUUACCAAAUUAUAAAUAAAAAUGGUUUCUUCAGUU